AAUCCAUCUUCCUUGAUGAUCAUGAAGAAGACUACAAGAAGAAGAAGAAGAUGGAGAUUUUAUAUAGAAAUUUCAAUUAUUUAUUAGAUGCUGCUCUUGACGAGAUGGAGACUACUCCAGGUAAAACAAAUCCUGUCCCUGAGGAGUUAAUAAUCGAUAACGUUUUGACGAGAUUACCAGCUUCAGCUCUUGCCAAAUGCAUCUUUGUAAGUAAGUUAUGGUACAAUUCAAUUCUCAAUGAUACCAGAUUUGCUGCACGACAUUUUGCUCUUCAGCAAAAUAAAAAUCUCUUCUUUAAUCUCCUUAAUGUUGAUAUUGAUGGUGGGAAAGGUGUUUGUAUUUUCAAUUUACAAGAUGAUCACAAGGGUAAUGAUGAUAAUGUGUUUAUUGAUAUUAGAUUAUCAAUGGGCGUAACUUUCCCUAUAGCAACAGAACUAUUAGGUUACUGUAAUGGAUUUGCUUGUUUUAAAACUGGUGGAGAUAGUGGACGUGCUGCAAUAAAUGUCUUCAACCCAGUUAGGAUGAACAUUCAGGAAGAGGAGGAGGAGGAGCAGGUUUUUGUUUGCAUGAUUAUUACAUUGGGAACUAAUUCGUGGAGAAAGAUAGUUACUAAAACUUCUGACAUCUCAUCACCACCUGGUUCUCCUCCUUUCCCGAGGCGAAUGGUAACAAAAGCUUGGAAAAAAGAUCAAAGAUCAGCCACCCUCUGUGGGGGUGAUUUAUUCUGGAGGAUAACCAAUUAUAAAGGUACAUUAAUCAAUGAUAACGGGGGUGGUAAUGUGAAUGGAGUUCCUAAUGGGUGGUAAUUUACAAGUAGAUGCAUUUUUGAAGUUAUUCACUUGAUUAGAUUCUGAGAAGUGUAGCAGUUACAUAGACACGCGAUGCAGGCUGAUUACUGGGCCUGACGCAUGUAAAGUGCAAGAGGUACGUUCAUUAGAAUUUUUACUUUUGUCACUCUACUCUGAUAUUGUACACCUCAACUGGAUUACUGGGCCUGACGCAUGUAAAGGUAGUUGACAGUGGACUGGGAAUUGUGUGAAUAAAUGAACCAUUAUGAA
This is a messenger RNA of Papaver somniferum (opium poppy), 1058 nucleotides long. RefSeq lists its product as uncharacterized. The transcript has 2 exons. NCBI's taxonomy places the organism in Eukaryota, Viridiplantae, Streptophyta, Magnoliopsida, Ranunculales, Papaveraceae. The coding region runs from base 51 to 806 and encodes 251 amino acids. The record is from RefSeq and is a predicted model, not a curated record. Gene Ontology annotation, molecular function: protein binding.